This is a messenger RNA of Coccinella septempunctata (seven-spotted ladybird), 3157 nucleotides long. RefSeq names its product multiple C2 and transmembrane domain-containing protein-like. NCBI's taxonomy places the organism in Eukaryota, Metazoa, Arthropoda, Insecta, Coleoptera, Coccinellidae. Gene Ontology annotation, cellular component: synaptic vesicle membrane. Gene Ontology annotation, biological process: regulation of neurotransmitter secretion. The record is from RefSeq and is a predicted model, not a curated record. Gene Ontology annotation, molecular function: calcium ion binding. The transcript is spliced from 15 exons. The coding region runs from base 298 to 3012 and encodes 904 amino acids.
UCCAGUGAGCGAGGGCAGAAUCGAUAAGACGGACGCCUAGCGCCAGUCUACAGGCGACGUGCGUCGUGACGGCAACACGUUAUCGGUCGAAAUAUAACCUGCAAAAGACCAAGCGAUAUUUCGCGAAAAUGACAAUUAGCCGGAGAUGGAAUAUUCAGUACCAUCGCUCUGAUCUAAGUGAAAGAUAGAUCGUAGAUCUGCUAUCUGAUGAUGUGCUGUUAUAACCGUCAAAAGUUCUUAGUAGUUUUUAGUGGAGACUGAUAGAAAACCGAAAAACACCUCAUAAAGGUUAAAAAUAUGAAUCCGUCUGAUUACUGUGAUAUUUCCUUCAAAAAAUCUUUGGAACAAUGCGAGCUCAACAAAAUGUCUUCGCCUUCCAAUAUAGCCGCUAAGCACCUGAGUAAAUCUGCCUCUGAACUGAGCAGCCCCAGAGAAAUGCCAGAAGUCCGGCCCAGUUCUGCGGCUCCUCCAGAGCACACCCAUGUUUCUGUUUAUCAGAAAGCGCACAGUUUCAUCUCUCAACUCAAGCAUCGAUGGAGUCAUGGGAAGAGAGAACGGAAAUUUCGAAAAAAAUCACCUGGCCGCCAAGAUUCAACAGAUUAUGCAGCUGAUCUCAGCAGUGAUCAUAGCACACCUAGUACACAAAGUCCAGCGAGACAUAUUUUCAGCACAAGAACAGAUUCUCCGUUGAGUCGAUCUGGCUUAGAUAAUACACAUUCAUCAACACCAAGUGGUUCGCCGGCUCUCAAAUCCAAGUCAACAACACCUGGAACAGUUGCUGGAUUGGAUCUAUUACCUGCAAGUUCAAAUAAUGAAGUGGCUCACAGGAGAGAAGCAGCCCUGAAAGAACAUUCCUUCUUCCAACUGAAAGUACAUCUACGUCGUGGCUUGCGCUUGACUGCCAUGGAUAAGAAUGGUUUGAGUGAUCCCUACGUGAAAUUCAAGGUCAGCGGCAAUCUCCUGUACAAAUCGAAGACUAUAUCGAGAGACCUUAAUCCUACUUGGGAUGAACAUUUCACGGUUCCCAUAGAAGAUCCUUUUGUGCCGCUACAAAUCAAGGUUUUCGAUUAUGAUUGGGGAAUGCAAGACGAUUUCAUGGGUUCCGCCAUGCUGGAUCUUACAUCUUUAGAUCUCAUGAGAUCGACAGAUUUGACCCUACCAUUGCAAGAUCCGAUGAGAAAGAAUGAAGACUUGGGGGAAAUAAUUUUAAGUGUAACACUCCUACCCGUCACACAGGAAGAUAAGGAUCAGUAUUUCCCCAAAAACAGCAAAAUGAGUGACGCGUGUAGAAGGCUGAAAUCCCAGAUAUGGAGCUCUGUUGUUACUAUCGUUCUUGUAGAGGCUAAGAAUUUAUUAGGCUGUGAUCCUGAAACCACCACGACUGAUUCAUAUGUUAGAUUCAGGUUAGGUAACGAGAAGCACAAGACUAGGACAGUGUGGAGGUCUUCCAAUCCCAGGUGGCUGGAACAAUUCGACCUUCACCUCUACGAUGAUGGAGAUCAACAAUUGGAAAUAACAGUAUGGGACAAAGAUAGCAGGAAUAGGGAUAACUGCAUAGGAAGGUGCCAAAUUUGUCUGAAGAAUUACACACGGGAGGUCACACAUAACUUGUGGCAGAGUUUCGAAGAAGGCUCAGGUUCAUUGCAUCUUCUCUUAACGAUCAGUGGUACGACUGCCUCGGAAACAAUAACAGAUUUGACAACAUAUGAAGAGGAUCCAAAUGAAAUGGAGGAAAUAAGGAGUCGAUAUGAUUGGCAAAAAACAUUCCAUAACUUGAAAGACGUGGGUCAUCUGGUGGUCAAAGUGUACAGGGCUUCGGGCCUAGCAGCUGCCGACAUAGGUGGAAAGAGCGAUCCGUUUUGCGUCCUGGAACUGGGAAACGCGAGGCUCCAAACCCAAACCGAAUACAAGACCUUGACGCCAAACUGGAACAAAAUUUUCACGUUCAAUGUGAAGGAUAUCAAUAGCAGCCUCGAAAUAACGGUGUACGACGAGGACAGAGAUCACAAAAUGGAAUUUCUUGGUAAACUGAUAAUUCCGUUACUGAGGAUACGAAACGGGGAGAAGAGGUGGUUCGCCCUCAAAGAUAAGAAGCUGAGGUUGAGGGCCAAAGGGAACAACCCUCAGAUACUUCUGGAGAUGUAUCUCACUUGGAAUCCACUCAGGGCUUGUAUCAGAACUCUGAAUCCAAGGGAAGAGAAAUACAUGCAGAGCGAGGUCAAAUUCAAGCGGCAGGUCUUUUUGAAAAAUGUGAUGAGGCUGAAAGUGUUCAUUAUUCUUUUUUAUGAAUUCCUCAAAAUUUUCGAGAACUGCUUCGAGUGGGAAUCAACAAUUCAGAGUUUCGCAGCUUUGUCCGUAUGGCUUCUUCUCUGCUACUAUUUCGAACCUUGGAUGGUGCCCGUCGGAAUUCUGUUGGUAUUCUUGAAACAGUACAUCGUGAAAACUUUAGCGGGACCCACGAACAUCCCUUGGGAUGAAACUGUCGAUUCUGAUGAGAUGGAGGACGAUGAAGAAGAAGUGAAAGAUGCUAUGAGUGAAGAGAAAAGAACAUUGAAGGAGAGGUUGCAGGCUAUUCAAGAGGUUACUCAAAGUGUUCAAAAUGCUAUAGGUAAAAUAGCGUCCCUACUCGAAAGUGUCAAAAAUACAUUCAAUUUCACCGUUCCAUAUCUAUCUUGGAUAGCUAUCACCAUGCUUCUAGCCGCAACAGUGGUGCUAUAUUUCAUCCCGAUGAGAUAUUUACUUAUGUUGUGGGGCACAAAUAAAUUCUUGAGGAGGAUACUGAGACCGCAUGCUGUUCCAAAUAACGAACUGAUGGAUUUACUGUCUAGAGUACCUGAUGAUGAAAUGAUGACGUGGAUCAUGAAAUUAUUGGCCACUGCACUGUCCACACAUGUGGGCAGAAUGUCACUCCGAUGGUACUUACAGCUCGACUAUAAAGACCUGAAGCUUCUCACUGGAACGAGUGAACCAGAGAGAAGAAGAGAUGUCAAAAAGAAGCACAAAACUUCCUAGUGGAGACCCCUACAAACGGUGCCGGAGAAAUGGCGUGUGAGGUUUUACAAGAUGACUUCCAAUAAGCGUGAUUGAACACAGGUGUGUUCAAAAUCUGAUCAUAUUUCUGUUGAAUAUUUAUCCCAAAAAUUAUGAAAGUGUCUCA